Williopsis jadinii is the source of this 478-nucleotide messenger RNA. RefSeq names its product 40S ribosomal protein eS27. Lineage: Eukaryota; Fungi; Ascomycota; Saccharomycetes; Phaffomycetales; Wickerhamomycetaceae. Gene Ontology annotation, biological process: translation; ribosomal small subunit assembly. The record is from RefSeq and is a predicted model, not a curated record. The transcript is spliced from 2 exons. Gene Ontology annotation, cellular component: cytosolic small ribosomal subunit; ribosome. The coding region runs from base 224 to 478 and encodes 84 amino acids. Gene Ontology annotation, molecular function: structural constituent of ribosome; RNA binding.
UGUACACCAUCCAAGGAAGUUAAUAGACGUUUGAUACAAAAUGGUACGUUAAUGGCAAGACAAAUCGAAUGGGAUAGCUGGAUAGACCGCGCCGAGAUGAACACAGUGAUACCGAUUAUGUGGAGGUCCGACACCGCUGAAGAUGGGAUAGAUGAAGUGUGAAGGGAUGAAGUUGCCACAGUUUUGCAAAACCAACUUCCAACACCGAUGAAGGAUCAAGACUAUGUCCAAUCGCUUAGUUAUAAAUUUGUUGCACCCAUCUGCUGCCACCGAGGCCAAACAACACAAGCUCAAGACCUUGGUUCAAGGUCCAAGAUCUUACUUCAUGGAUGUCAAGUGUCCAGGUUGUUUGAACAUCACCACCGUCUUCUCCCACGCGCAAACUGCUGUCACUUGUGACUCUUGUGCCACUGUCUUGACCACCCCAACUGGUGGUAAGGCCAAGUUGACCGAGGGUUCUUCCUUUAGAAGAAAAUAA